Molecule: messenger RNA, 4161 nt
Organism: Brassica rapa (field mustard)
Lineage: Eukaryota; Viridiplantae; Streptophyta; Magnoliopsida; Brassicales; Brassicaceae
Product: glutamic acid-rich protein-like
Source: RefSeq, a predicted model, not a curated record
GAUCCACGGACUUUACUCUGUAUUGCCCUAGUAACUCCUAUGUUCAUUCUAUUUUAUCCCACCAAUUAAAAACAAUAUAAUUUUUAAUAUAUUUUAAUCAGAAACGUGGUGAAAAUCAAAAUUGCCCUUAAUGAAACCAAGUAUUUACAGGAUCCAACCUAAACUAUUUGACUCGACCCACUAUUAGUCGGAUCCUUAACCAGAUCCGCGCGUUCCUUUCUUUUUUCUCUUCCUUUGUCGUCUCUCACUCUCUUCUAAACCUUCUAAACCUGAAAAUUGAAAAAAAAAAUCCUAGAACCGACGAAAACGAUGAAGCCCACCGCAUUGACUGUUUCCUUCACUGCUUCUUCUCUGAUUUUCCCUUAGUCCCUCGUGCCCUUCCUUGUUUUACUCUGAUUUCAUCAUUUCCCCAAACCAGUCCGUAACCCUAGAUUUGACGAAAUCAAUUGAAAAAAUUGAUCGAAUCAACUGCUCCUGCGGCGUAUUCUGUUCUCCCGCUCCUUCUGUCGGCGACGCAAUCGACGGAACCCUAGACUUCAUCUCCCAUCUCCUGUUUUCGUUCUCGUCUCUUCCGUGUAAAAGGUAUUUUCUCUAGAGCAAUUUUUGAUUGAUUUUGUUGUGGGUUUGGGUUUGAAAGUCCGUUUGAAAGUAUUGUGGUUGAAAAUCGGUUAGGUUCAGAUUUUUUUCAGAAUGAGGAUUACAGAGACUGAAACUUGGACACGUUUGGUUUUGAGGUUAUAGAGAUUGAAAGUUUGGUUUCAGAUUUGAGAUAAGUCUAGUAAUUAUUGAAGACUAACUGUUUUGGUGAUAGAGUGUCCUAGACUGUUUGAUAUGUGAAACCGAGUUGAGUGAUUGAUUAAUUGUGAUGUAGUGAUCGAAUUGAUUGGUUGGAGUUUUAUUAUUGAAUGAAUGAUUUAGGGUUUUGAGAUCAGACAUCUAUAAGAAUCAAUGAUUUAUUUUGUAGAUAUUUCAUUGAAUGGGUUUGUUAGCGUUGGUGGUUAUUGAACGUUUAUUGUGUAUGUAUAUAUUCAGGGGAUCAAGAUAUUGAGAGGCUAUAGAUAAUGGCAGGCCGAGGUCGAGGGAGAAAAAAAUCUCAGCAGAAAAAGUCCACAAAAAGAAACAGUGCUCCUGUAGAAGAGCAGCAUGUAGAAGAACUUUCAACAGAGAAUGAUAGUGAUGAUCUGUCAGCACACGAAAUUGAGUCUGAUAAUCAGGGAACCGAUAAUCAGUCGGCAUCAUCUCAGGUAAAUUAUCUCCAAAUGCUAAUAAACAGACUAGUAAGAAACAAAUGCUAAUGUAAUUUUUAUUUGGUUUACAGGAGUGCCAACCACUGCCACCUGAUGAGCUAUGUUUCAAGAACACCGAGUUCACCCAGACGUGUAAGAUACAGAGCAAGUGUUAUGUGACCGAGACGGUGAAGUUUCUGAAGAAGGCUAGGUUUAAGCCUGAGCUCCAGUGGUUUGAAAACCACCCUCAGUUUUGCCAUUUUUUCCACAUGCCCGAUGAACCAAACUUGAAGCUGCAGGGUAUGUGGAUGCUUCUACUGCGCACUGUUCCUUUACAUGAGUCAGAGGACACAUCUUGGUUUGCUGUUAAUGGAGUGCCCAUUCGGUAUUCAAUGAGAGAGCAUGCUCUCAUCUCGGGAUUGGACUGCCAUGACUACCCGGCUAAGUAUAAGAAGAUUGGAAGCUUUGCGUUUGUAGACAGGCAUUUCAAAUCACAUAAGGAGAUCACUAUGCUAUCUGUGAGAGAGAAGUUGUUGAGUAUGAGUGCGUGUGGGGAUCGACUCAAAAUGGCAGUGCUUUACUUCUUAGGCACGAUUAUCAGAGGGAAGGGAAGGUAUAAUGCCCCGUUCGACCCUUUCAUAUUAAGAAUCGUCAACGAUGUGGAGGUUUGUAAAACCUUUCCUUGGGGUCGGUUGACGUUUGAAGAUGCUCUCCGGUCCAUCACUCGCGUGAUGAAGCAUCUGAAAGGGAAACCUAAGAAUAAUGUCAACUUUCCCGGGUUCAUAAUUCCUUUGGAGGUAAAUUUGAUUUAUCCUUAUGAUUUUUCUUUUUUUCGAGUGUAUUUUUUUUGCUUAUGAUUUUUUUUUUUUUUUGACAAUCAGAUUCUGGCAUUUGAGUGUAUCCCAGCUCUGAAAGCACGAUUUAGAGAAGGUGUAGAAGGCUGUAUGAGUAAGUGUCCGAGGAUGUGUAAAAGCGGUUCCAAAGUAACAGCAUGAAGGGCUAUCCUCUUGAGGAUUUGUACGACACACUAGGAGAAAUUAAGGUUAUUAAAAGUGUUCUUGUUCCUACUGUUGAUGAGGAACCUCUCAUGGCACGCUUAAUGGAUGGGGAGCCAGACUAUGAAAAUGAAGAAGGCGUGAGUAAUUUGUGGAGCACGUGGUUGACUGUUAAGGAGAAGCCUAUCUUUUGGCAAGAACUCUAUGAGUUAGAUGUGGCUGCAAGGGAGUUUCCUCAGAAGAAAGAUAAAAGGAAAGUGCAUGAAGAAGCAUCCUCCUCUAAUACAAGUUUGGAGGACGUUUUGAAAGGGUUUGAAGAGAGGUUGAUGACAAGUUUGAGUGAAGUGAAUGGGAAGGUGGAAAAAAUGAACAAGAGGCUUGGGAAGAUUGAACGUUGCCAAGUUGUUUUAAAAAAGAGGUGUAAAAGGAUGAAGGCAAUGGAGAAGAAGCUUGAGAAGAUUGAAGAUUGCCAAUAUUAUUUAAAAAAGAAGGCCAAGAAGGUGGAGAAAGAAAUGAAGGAAAUGAAAGAGAAGGAGGAGGAUAAGGAGAACAAUGACGGUUUCGACUAUCAAGGCAUGGAUUAUGACUGGGAUGGGCAGCGGAAUGACAGCAAUGGAGCGGACGCAACAACCAAAGAACCUGAAGAUGCAGAUAUGGUUGAAAAUACAGAGGUGGUAGAAGAGAAAGAGAGUGAAGAAGACGCUCAGAAGGACGAUAGAGGUUCUGAGGAAGAGACAGAACCUGAACCUGAAGCAGAAGCAGAAGCUGAAGAAGACAAAGAAAAAGAGGAUGAGGAAGAGAGUGAAGAAAAGGCUCAGAAGGAACCUGAUGAGGUUGAGAUGAAUGAAGCCAAUGAGAUUGAAGAAGAGGUUGAAACAGAGGCUCGGGUUGAAGUUGAAACAGAGGCUCGGGUUGAAGUUGAAACCGAGAAAACUCCUACACCACCACGUGGUAGGACUAAGGCAGCAGCCGCGAGGAGACAAAUCCUAACAACACCAGAAAAGUUGUUCGGAAAGGCUGAAAAAAUGGUUGAGAAAGAGGUGGAAGAAUCUGAGGAAGAGGCUGUAAAAAUGGUGGAGGAAGAGGUGGUAGAGCCUGAGGAAGAGGCUGGAAAAAUGGUGGAGGAAGAGGUGGUAGAGCCUGAGGAAGCGGCUGGAAAAAUGGUGGAGGAAGAGGUGGAAGAACCUGAGGAAGAGGUGGAAGAACCCGAGAAAGAGACUGAAAAAUAUACUGAGGAAGAAAAGCAAGAGUGGUACAUGGUUGUCUACGAAGGCAGUACUUGUGAAACGAAGGAAGCUGACAAGGGAGCAGCCAAGCCUUCUGGAACUGGGGUCAAGCAUAGGCCAAAACAAAUGGCAUUGAGGAAGCACGCUACUAAGCAGGCUCCUAAGCCGAGGGGUAGACCGAGAAAGGAUACUGAACCAAAGAAGUUCACAACGCCAGAACAGACAAAAAGGAUACGUUCACGUUCACAGUGGGUUUCCACUCCUUUCACUGAAGCUAACACUGAUGAGAUUGAAGGGCGCAAGAAGAAGCCUAGAACAAAGGCGUAGAAGACAAGAAGCUUAACAUAUUUUGGGUGUUUAGUAUUUAUCUCGGAUUUGUUGUGAACUUAUGUAAGAAGUUAUGUUUUGUUGCUUGCUGGUCUGUAAAACUUGAAUGAUAUCUCUUAUGUAGGAUGUUCUGUGUUGUGUGAUUGUCUUGCAGCAGGUUUGGCCCAAUUGAGGACAAAAAUGAUCUAAGUCUUAAGAAAGCACAUUUGUACUACUAGGUUUAUUAUGUAUUACUAAGACAAACAAAAUUUGUCAACAAUAAAAAAAAAAUAUAAGAAACAAAAUGACACAUGUCUAAAACGUGUUAAACGUGUAAAAUAUAAGAAAAAAAAAUAGCACAUGUCUAAAACGUGUAAAAUAUAAUAUUAAACAAAACAUGUUUGAAUA